Haliotis rubra (blacklip abalone) is the source of this 1724-nucleotide messenger RNA. Its product is annotated as zinc finger protein 501-like. Gene Ontology annotation, cellular component: nucleus. NCBI's taxonomy places the organism in Eukaryota, Metazoa, Mollusca, Gastropoda, Lepetellida, Haliotidae. Gene Ontology annotation, molecular function: DNA-binding transcription factor activity, RNA polymerase II-specific; RNA polymerase II transcription regulatory region sequence-specific DNA binding. Gene Ontology annotation, biological process: regulation of transcription by RNA polymerase II. Bases 150 to 1643 code for a protein of 497 amino acids. The transcript is spliced from 3 exons. The record is from RefSeq and is a predicted model, not a curated record.
GGUUAAGCAAGCAGGCAGGCGGGAAGGCGAAAACGCACAUGGUGUGUUUUUCUGUGGCGAGCAUCGUGUUUGGAGCUAAACUGAUGCAUUUAGACCGAAACCAAACUGAUUCUGCCACGAGAUUUUGAACACCCAACAUCCAGAGGUUAAUGAUGGAAGUAGAGAGCCAAACACAGACUCCUGGUUCUGUUACUGAAACAUGUGUUAUGAUAAACCAUGAGAGAAACCUGAGGGAAACAGGUGAUCUCAAGACACCAUCUGUUACUGACAAACAGGAAACAGGUGAUCUCAAGGCACCAUCUGUUACUGACAAACAGGAAACAGGUGAUCUCAAGACACCAUCUGUUACUGACAAACAGGAAACAGGUGAUCUCAAGGCACCAUCUGUUACUGACAAACAGGAAACAGGUGAUCUCAAGACACCAUCUGUUACUGACAAACAGGAAACAGGUGAUCUCAAGACACCAUCUGUUACUGACAAACAGGAAACAGGUGAUCUCAAGAAACACAAAGAUUUUGUGCGGCUGGCAAAACAGUUCCAGUGUAGUGAGUGUGAUGAAACUUUUGAAAGAUCACGUGACAUGCUGGUGCACAUGAGGAUUCACAGUAAUAUCCAACCUUAUCAAUGUGUGGUAUGUGACAAAACAUUUAGACGGUCACUCAGCCUGAAGUCACACAUGAGAAUUCACACUGGAAUCAAGCCACAUAAGUGUGUUGAAUGUGGAAAAACAUUUAGACGGUCAGACACUCUGCAGGUACACAUGAGGAUUCACUAUGGAAUCAAGCCGCAUAAGUGUGCUGAAUGUGGGAAAACAUUUACACAAUCCGAUAUUUUGAAGGAACACAUGAAAAGUCACCAUGAAAUCAAGUGCAUUGUGUGUGAGAAAACAUUUUCACGACCAGAUAAUCUGCAGGUACACAUGAGGAUUCACUGUGGAAUCAAGCCUUAUAAAUGUGUUGAAUGUGAGAAAACAUUUACAGUAUCAGCUAGUCUGCGGAGACACAUGAACAUUCAUGCUGGAAUCAAGCCUUGUAAAUGUGUUGAAUGUGGGAAAACAUUCUCACAAACAGGUACUCUGCUGAUACACAUGAGGAUUCACAAUGGAAUCAAGCCUUAUAAGUGUGUCGAAUGUGAGAAAACAUUUACACAAUCAGAUACUCUGCGUAAACACAUGAAGACUCACAGUGGAAAUAAACCUUAUAAGUGUGUUGAAUGUGGGAAAACAUUUUCACGAUCAAAUACUCUGCAUAAACACAUGAGGAUUCACAGUGGAAUCAAGCCCUAUAAGUGUGUUGAAUGUGGGAAAACAUUUUCACAAUCAGAUACUCUGCAUGAACACAUGAGGAUUCACAGUGAAAAUAAACCUUAUAAGUGUCACAUGAGGAUUCACAGUGGAAUCAAGCCCCAUAAGUGUGUUGAAUGUGGGAAAGAAAUUGGAAAAUCGUGUAAUAUUAAGAGGCACAUGAGAAUUCACAGUGCAAUCAAGCCUUAUCAGUGCAUCGUGUGUGAGAAAAGAUUUUCACAAUCAGAUUCUCUGCAGAGACACAUGAGGAUCCACAGUGGAAUUAAACCUUAUAAGUGUGUUGAAUGUGGGAAAACAUUUACACAUAAAGGUAGCCUGGAGACGCCAUAUGAGGAAUAAUAGUAUCAACUGAUUGAGUUGAGUUGAUGGAUUUUUUAAUCAGUGUAACAAGUUCAACAGAUAAACACAUGACUGAAUCAG